AUGGCAAAGUUGUUUGUGGUGUGCCGUCCUGAUGGCUUUUUGCCGGUGAUUGCUGAAGCCGGUGAUGUCAUCACACCAGACAAGCUCCAGCAGGACAUCUUCAAGCCCAGCGAAGAGCAACUCAACACCAUGUCGGUCGAUGAGAUUAAACAGCUCUACACCAGUCUGGGCUUCAAGCUCAGGAAGGGCACGAGGAAGUCCGAAUUUGUGCGCUUUGUUCUUGGAGACUGGGAGAACACCAUGGCUGAGGCACGUGUGCGAUUUCUCUCCCCAGUUGGAGUUCCAAAUAAGCUCAUGUUCUUCAAGAGCAGCGCCGGCUUCUUCAAGCCUUUUCUUGUGGCUGGUGGUCAGGUCUUUCGUGAGGAGUAUUUCCAGGGCGACAUGGAGAACCUUGAGCUCACUGCCCCCAUGUUGCAUUCCUUGACCAAGUGUCAGCUUGUGAGGCUCUACAGCACCAUGGAAGGCGGAGUUCUUGAUGCGAAGUAUACCAAGCCAGAAAUGGUGGCAAGGGUGCUGAGCUUUUGGAACCACAACAUCACGCGGUUUCAGGAGAGCGCCUCCGAUGAUGCCGAGCCUUCCGCAGGAGAUGCUUCACCUGACCUUUCUGAAGGUGAUGCUAACAGCGCUUCAUCCGACCUCUCCGAAGAUGCCACCAUUGGCAUCCUUGACAUCAUGGACUUCAACGAGGAGGACUGGUUGACAACACCAGCUGGCAAGGCAUACCUCAACAGCCCCGCGUGCUUUGAUGACAUGCUCACAGUUCGGGUCUUUGACUAUGUCGGGGAGCGGUUUUUGUUCAGUGUCGUCACCGACAGGGAUGUCACCGGUCAGGGCUUGAAGCGGUCCAUCAUUGACCACAUUGCGUUCAUCCAGUCCACGAAGGAAAGCUCUGAUGAAGAGCCAAUUCUUGGACCGGAUGACUUCAAGCUCUCUCGCAAGGCUCGGUUCCAAGACAUCCAGCCUGACGAUGAGCUCGUUGAUGGCAACACCUUCUACAUCUGCCUCAAGCUUCGUGGUGGUGCUCCCCGCACCAAAAAGCAAGAGGCAAAGUCCAAGGUCAAAUACAUGUCCGUGCUGGAGAAAAAGAAGGUUCGGGAUGCCAACCUCCAGAACAUGAAGCCCUGUGAAAUCACCAGCACCCCCGCCUUUGUUGAAAGCAACCGCAUCAUGGCCAAUACUUGGGCACAUGGUGAAAAGGAUGCGGUGUCAGCCUUUCAGGAGCUCAUCAACCACUUGGACAUUGACCAGCUUAAGUGUGCUCAGUCCUCAAUCGCAAGCAACAUGGGUGGCGACAACAAUUUCAAGCUGGGCAAGCUUUCAGAGGUGCUCUUCGGUGGCAACAUUGACAAAGUCAAGGAUGUCAGGGAUGUCGCCAGUUCCUUCAUGGAUUGUGCAUCCCUUACCACCAACGCCCUCUUUGAGAUGGCGGUCAAUCAAGAUGACAAGUUUGACAUCACCAGUCUCCGCAACAUGAUUGAUAAGAUGCUGGUGCGCAAAGAGGGCUUCCAGAGUGGCUACAUGUCCGCAGUGAGCCAAUCCAAGGCACCGCUACCUGCCCAAGAUGUUGCCAUGUAA
Molecule: messenger RNA, 1575 nt
Organism: Effrenium voratum
Lineage: Eukaryota; Dinophyceae; Suessiales; Symbiodiniaceae
Source: the annotation of a GenBank genome assembly